Molecule: messenger RNA, 1413 nt
Organism: Maniola jurtina (meadow brown)
Lineage: Eukaryota; Metazoa; Arthropoda; Insecta; Lepidoptera; Nymphalidae
Gene: Amacr
Product: alpha-methylacyl-CoA racemase
Exons: 3
Coding region: 165-1295 (376 amino acids)
Biological process (GO): bile acid metabolic process
Cellular component (GO): mitochondrion
Molecular function (GO): alpha-methylacyl-CoA racemase activity
Source: RefSeq, a predicted model, not a curated record
AUAUUAAUUAGUAGGCACUGAUAACGUAGUGAUUACAUACUUUUUGGGUACCUACUGGUUCGUACCUACCUAUUGAUAAUUGAUUUCAUAGUUCGACAUACAUAUGAUACGGAAAUCAAAGUCAAAGGUUAAAAGAAUUCAGAAGCCGAACAGUUUCAGGUGAAAUGGCUUUACGGGGUAUAAAAGUUGUAGAAAUGCUAGGAUUAGCUCCAGGCCCAUUCUGUGGAGCGAUAUUAGCCGAUUUUGGCGCAUCGGUUACCGUCGUUCAAAAGAUUGAUGCAUCACCUCUAGAUGUUUUGUCAAAUGGAAAAAGGGUAAUUUCAAUAAAUUUAAAAUGUAAUGAGGGCGUUGAGAUAUUCAAAAAGUUAUGUGCUGAAUCCGAUGUCUUAUUGGAUACUUUCAGACCAGGUGUAUUAGAAAAAUUGGGCCUGGGCCCCACAUCACUUAUGAAAGAAAAUGGUAAACUUAUAUAUGCAAGAUUAACAGGUUAUGGACAAAAUGGUGAAUUUAAAUAUAAAGCAGGCCAUGACAUAAAUUAUGUUGCUAUGUCGGGUAUACUAUCCAUGCUUAGUAAAAAUCAACAGCCACCAAGACCACCCCUCAACAUUAUUGCUGAUUUUGCUGGUGGCAGCCUUUUGUGUGCUCUUGGCAUUGUAUUAGCUUUGUUUGAAAGGAUGAAAUCUGGUAGAGGGCAAAUCAUUGACGCAAGUAUGACAGAAGGUGCAGCUUAUUUAGGAACUUGGUUAUAUAAGUCACAAAAUUUACCAAUAUGGAGUGGGGAACCUGGGACAAAUGCUUUGGAUGGUGGACUUCCAUGUUAUGCUAGUUAUAAAACUAAGGACAAUAAGUUUAUGGCUGUUGGAGCUCUAGAACCUCAAUUCUACUCUAACCUUUUGAAAGGAUUAGAGCUGCCUGAGGAGACAUACUCACAAACUGAUAUGGAAUGCAAAAAGAAAUUUGAAGAAAUCUUUCUUACUAAAACCCAGCAGGAGUGGUGUGAAAUUUUUAAAAACCUGGAUGCAUGUGUCACUCCUGUGCUUGAUAUAAAAUCAGUCGACAGCCAUGAAUGUAACUCAUCACGCAAGUCUUUCUAUAAAGACCAUGAAAAUCUUAUAGUGCCUGAACCUGCACCUAGGCUCUCUUCCACACCUGGAGUAUCAAGUGGGAAACAGAAGCCAGCAGAAAUAGGACUUCACACUAGUCAAAUACUGCAAGAGUUGGGUUAUAGCAAGUCUGAAAUUAAGGAUUUUAUUAUUAAGAAUGUUGUAUAUGCCAGAGCACAAUCAAAUUUGUAAUCAAUUUCUUUAAAUAUUUUUGAAUCAAUUUAUGUAUCUGGGUGCUAUAUUGCAAUAUUAUUUAUAGGCUAUAAAAAUACGAUGUACAUAUUAAUACAAUUAUUACUUCAAAACUUUA